Molecule: messenger RNA, 6728 nt
Organism: Musca domestica (house fly)
Lineage: Eukaryota; Metazoa; Arthropoda; Insecta; Diptera; Muscidae
Gene: Gprk2
Product: G protein-coupled receptor kinase 2
Exons: 15
Coding region: 2807-5062 (751 amino acids)
Biological process (GO): protein phosphorylation; signal transduction; regulation of signal transduction
Cellular component (GO): cytoplasm
Molecular function (GO): ATP binding; G protein-coupled receptor kinase activity
Source: RefSeq, a predicted model, not a curated record
GUAAACAUUUGUUCGGUCCGUCAAGUCAAAAACGCGAACGCCAGUACAUACAGGUCGAUAAGUGAGAAAUUAAAAAAAAAAAUAAAUAAAUUAUUAAUAUCAAAACGCCAACCCUUGGUCGAAAAAAAAUACUCGCGCAGUUCGGUAGCUUUCGUUGACAUCGUGGAAAGUGAAUAAAAAAUCGACAAAAGUAAAGAAUUAUAAGGCCUUUCGCUGGGAAUUGAAAUGUUAUACAUGUAUGAUGAAGAUUGCUUGGGAUGGUGCGAAUGUGAAUAUAAAUGAGCACCAGUGAGUGAGGCUAAUAAAUAAAAUCCACUAAGAAAGAAAUUCUGUUUUAACCCUCAACGCAAACCCAUAGCCGAUACAAAAAAAAUACAAAAAUUCUGUGUGUGGAAUUCUGUUUUACUAUAGUUGUUGUGUGCAAUUUCUGAAGAAAAAGUGCCAAUCACCUGUGUAAAUUUCAUUUCUUUUGGAAUAUUUAUUGGUGGUGUUUGUUGUUGCAUUAUUGUAUGUUUGCUGCUGCUGCUGCUACUACUGCUGUGGUGCGGCACCAAAGUAUACGUGUGCGUUCAUGUGUUUGUGUGUUUGCCGUAGCCAGCCGUCGAUUGUAAAGUGAGCGUGUGAGUGAGUGAGCAAACAAACGAGGCAACCAACCCAAAAGAAAAAAACGCCGUGAGGGCAUAUAAGAAACAAGUGAUAGAUGGAAACAUAGUGAAAUAUAAAAAAAUAAUAACAGCAACAGCAAAAAUUCAGCAAAAUUACAAGAAAUAAAACAAGCACAAGAGAAAACACCUAAAAGUGUAAAGUGGUCAGAGCAAAAAUAAUAAUAACAUCAAAAAGAAGAAAAAUCAGCAAUAUCGCAAAAAAGCCGACGACGACAGCAGACAACCAGCCAGCCAGCCACCAACAACAAGAAAUGUAAAUAUUACAACACAACUGCAGCAGAAAUAUAUUUACGACGUGCUCCCGUGCAUUAUAAUCACGCGCAUCGAGGCACCAGCAAAAAAAAUUAAAUUAAGAAAAAUAAACUACAAACAAAUUAACAACUAUCAACAAAACUAUCAAAAGAGUAGAGGAGUGGGAGCAGCAUCAUUUCAAAUUGUUGGCAAAAAUAUAAAAAAGCUGGAAAAGAGGGACGAAAAAGAACCCUCUCUCUCUCGUCACGUCUGAGUUAAAGAAACAUUGUAAAACUUUUACCCAAGCACAACAAAAUCCAUAGAAAAAGGAUAUCAACGCACACGCACACACAAAAAGAAGUAGAAGAACCAACAAAUCUCUCGAAGAGGAAACAAAUCUCUGGAAAAAGCGGAGUGGUCGGGAAUAUAGACGAAGUUAUCAUUUUUAAUGGACUUACAUCAAAAUUAGCAUCAAGAGAAAAAGAAAAACGAGAUUUGUAAAUUGCCGACAAAUUAGAGGUAAGCGAUGCAAUAAAACAAGCGGGCGAUGAAAAAAGAAGUUAAAACUUCAUUGCGCAUCAAUAUCCUUUUUCCUUCCAAUUCAUGUCCAUUUAAAGCUGAACACAACCACCCGACAGAAACUCAAACAAAAAUUACCAAAGAAUAUCUUAUGCAUUUUUUAAGGAUAACAACAGGACGAAAAUAUCCGUACAAAAGGAUAUAAUAAUAAUAAUAUUUUUUUGUUUCAAACAUGACUACCAUUCGUAAUUAAGUGGGGGAAAUGAGGAGGACGAAGCUACAGCUACAGCAAAGGUUGAAAAGAAAAUCAAAAGAAACCCCCUAAAAAAAAGUAAAGAAAUACAUUCAAGAUUUUUCGAAUUUAAAGCGAAAAAGGCAACAAACGCACAAAGGAACGAAAAGGAACUGAAAACAAAAACGUUGGUUGGUAAUGCCCAAGGAUUUAUGCACAAAAUAAAACCCAACCCCAAACCAUAAAUUCCAUAUUUAACGCACAUUUGCUGUAUUUCAUUUGGGUGUUAACAUAAUUCUGACUUAAGGGGAUAAACGGAAAUAGAGGUGGAUGAGCAUAAAGGAAAUCUCCAGAGGUUGAAGGAUAAAUAAAAAGCACGAACAAAAACUACUACCACUACGUGAAAAACAAAAGUCCACGACGGAGACAAGGACAAGGAAAAGUCAUUGCCAUAAUCACACGUACAUUACCUUAAAACGGGUUGGGGAAAAAUUCCAAAACAUUUCAAUUGAUCCUUCAAGGAUUCAGUUUAUGCUUACAAGAAAACCCCGGAAAUCCUGCCCGAAGCCAUCAAUUGGGACAUCAAAACUUUUUACAAGUUCAGCUGAAGCGACAAGUUAAACACAUGUAUUCCCCAAAUGAGCACACAUUGUCAAGGCUUCCUCGGGCACAGCAACAAAAGUGGAAAACUUAAAGUCACAUCUUAAAAAACAAGAGGAAGAACAAAGACAUAUUUCUACACACAAUCGGAGGCUAAAGGCUGAAAUCCAAAGAGCCAAAAAACAAACGGAAAUAGCAUUUAAACAACUUUAACAUAAUCUAAGGAGACGAGGAAGCGAGCGACGCGAGACCACAGCACAACUUUUAUCCUCAGCACCAAACAAAAACAAAAAAACAACGACCGUCGUUCUCCAUUCCUAGCCGAACAAGUUAAUUCUACUUUUCUACGUACUUAAAAUUUAAUCUCUCUGUUUAUUGUCUCAAAACACGCACCAUUUGGAGGAUAUUUUGCUUCGCAGUCCCAUACAACCAUUUUUCUAAAUUUUCACCACCCCGCCAACAACGCCCAACCAACCAACCAAUAACACACCAAAAUCUAUUUAUUGGAAUAUUUCGAGUGCGGCCUGAGUUUAAAUAAAAAACCGCCAACCUGGAACUAAUGGAAUUAGAGAAUAUUGUGGCCAAUACGGUCUACUUAAAAGCAAGAGAAGGUGGUUCGGAUAGCAAUAAGGGGAAAAGUAAGAAAUGGCGAAAGAUUCUACAAUUCCCUCACAUAUCACAGUGUAUACACCUGAAAGACAAAUUAGACAUAAGUUAUGGCUACGUCAUCGACCAACAGCCCAUCGGACGCGAACUGUUUCGCCAGUUUUGUGAAAGUAAGCGGCCGCUAUACUUCCGUUAUAUCUCAUUUCUGGAUCAGGUGCAAAAUUCAUAUUGUAUUCUUCCCAAUAAAAUCUGCAGAUAUGAAGUGGAGUACGAUGAGAAUCGUAUUAUAAUAGCCCAUGACAUUGGAUGUCGAUUUCUGGAUAUUGAGAGUCCCUCAACGGCGGCCCUCAACAAUGGCAAUGCCGUGGAUGGUGAGGGAAAUAAUGGCGAGGAAGAGCAGCACCAAAAGCUGGACGAUGAAAAGAUACUCACCUCGGAUCCGGAGAAUAUCACUACAACAUCAACAACAAAUCUUGUAGAGACUGAAUUAUGUAACAAUACCACCGCCAAUAUUACCACACCACCAACAACAGCAGCAACAACUACAACAACCAGCAGUAGCAGUAAUCAUAAAAACUUUCAUCAUCACAAUGGUGAGGAGCAUAAUAACGAUGAGGUUGGCACCUUUAAUGAUGGUGGUGGCGGCGGCGGUGGUUGCGGUGAUGGCGGUGGUGGCAUCGAUGAAGUUGAUCGAAUCAAAAACUGCAUUGAUUCGACCGCAACAACGGUAUUGCCUCAAUUAAACGGAAAUUCCACAAAUGCCAAUAAAUCUCCCCUUGCUUCCGAUGAAUUCGUUUUGGACGUCCUAAAUGAUGAUCUCAUUUCGAGGGUGCGCAGUAAAAUCACCAGCGGCAGUAAGGAGCUAUUUGAACCCUGCGUUAAGGCCGUGAAGGCAUUUUUGGCCGGCGAACCAUUCCGAGAAUUUGAAACGUCUAUGUAUUUUCAUCGUUAUUUACAAUGGAAAUGGCUGGAGGCCCAACCUAUUACAUACAAAACAUUUCGCAUGUAUCGUGUCCUGGGUAAAGGUGGCUUUGGUGAAGUCUGUGCAUGUCAGGUACGUGCCACAGGGAAAAUGUAUGCUUGUAAAAAAUUAGAAAAGAAACGCAUUAAAAAACGCAAAGGCGAAUCUAUGGUCUUGACUGAAAAACAAAUACUGCAGAAAAUUAAUUCCCGUUUUGUUGUUAAUCUGGCCUAUGCCUAUGAAACAAAGGAUGCUUUAUGUUUGGUGCUAACUAUAAUGAAUGGUGGUGACUUAAAAUUCCACAUUUACAAUAUGGGCGGUGAUCCGGGUUUUGAAAUGGCACGAGCUAGAUUUUAUGCUGCCGAAGUUGUCUGCGGCCUGGAGCAUUUACAUCAACAAGGCAUUGUCUAUAGAGAUUGUAAACCAGAAAAUAUUUUACUAGACGAUCAUGGGCAUGUACGUAUCUCCGAUCUGGGUUUAGCUGUGGAAAUUGAUGGUGAAAUGGUUCGAGGUCGUGUGGGAACAGUGGGUUACAUGUCUCCAGAAGUAAUCGACAAUGAAAAAUACUCAUUCUCACCGGAUUGGUUUAGUUUUGGCUGUUUACUCUAUGAAAUGAUUGAGGGUCAGGCUCCGUUUAGGGCACGCAAAGAAAAAGUCAAACGUGAAGAAGUCGACCGAAGAGUUAAGGAGGAUCCUGAAAAGUAUUCCAAUAAAUUUACCGACGAGGCCCGUUCAUUAUGCCAACAGUUACUCGCCAAAUCUGUCAAAUUACGUUUAGGCUGCCGCAAUGGUCGAUUUGGUGCUCGCGAAGUCAAACUGCAUCCGUUUUUUAAUUGUAUCAAUUGGAAACGUUUAGAGGCUGGUAUGGUUGAACCACCGUUUGUACCAGAUCCCCAUGCAGUUUAUGCCAAAGAUGUCUUGGAUAUUGAACAAUUUUCAACGGUUAAAGGUGUUAAUAUUGAUGAAUCCGAUUCGAAUUUCUAUACGAAAUUCAAUACUGGUUCUGUUUCAAUAUCAUGGCAAAAUGAAAUGAUGGAAACUGAUUGUUUUAGAGAACUAAAUGUAUUUGGUCCCGAUGAUAAUCCAACACCCGAUUUAUUAAUAAAUGCCAUACCUCAACCAGACACAACUGGAUGCUUCCCCUUCCGAAGAAAGAAGAAACAACCGGCUAGAACUCAACCCAUUCCCAUUCCCGAACAUUUGUUAACCACUAGUCAUAGUGUUAGUUCAACAACUGUUGAGAGCUGAUAGAAGAAAAUCAAUAAUUCCACAAUGAAAAUGUCAACAACAACAACAAUUACUACUGACACUACUAAUGCCACUUCAAAACAACAAGAACAACAUCAACCAUAAAAACAAUUAAUUAUCAAGAACUACUUAACCCCUUUUAGGACAGCCACUUUAAGAAAUAAAUUACUUUAAAUGACGAAAAAGAAAAACAAAUAAAAUUAAAAAAACGGAAUAUUAAAAACGUAUAAUCGGAAAUAAAAUUCUUCACUACCCCCAUUGUUGGCAUGUAUGCAUAUGCCAUACAAACAAACAACCGCACAACAUUAUACAAAUAAUAAAAAGAAACAAAAAAUAAUCAUCAUCUUACAUUUUCAAAUAAUCUACCGUAACUAACUGCAAUUACAAGAAAGAAAAAACAAAUUAUAUAUUUUAUAAAAUCAUAAUGGGAAUCCUUUUUUGCCAUCUAAAUGUAAGAAUACGUACAAUACACACACACAAACACACAGAGAUUCAUACAAUUUCAUUUUCCAAAAAAAUCCAUUAAUUGUAUAAAUAUUCUCUUUAAGCAUAUCGAUUAAUGAGAAUAAUUUUCCAUACAAAGAAUAGAGAAUAGAGGAAAAAGAAGAUCCUUGAAAAACCAGACACCCCUCCCAUGUUUAUGGGCAACAAACAACCCCCUAAUCACAUUACGUGCUAAGGAUAAUACAGUCGUAUAUAGUCUUUCUCCUGAUAUUUUAGGAGUCCUGUUUAGUUUAUAUUUUCUUUUUCUUAGAAUUAAGUUUUAUUUGUACACUUUAGCAUUGUGUCUAAUAAGUAAAUAUCGUAACUAUAAACAAUUUAAUUUGAUACAUUUGUUUGUAUAAUUAUAUCUAUAUAGCACGUGGGCUCUAAAGUCCACGAGUCUUACUUGAGUCUUUGCUAUUACAAUGCCAUUAUUGUAGAAAAUGUUUUCUUUGUCUUUAAACUGACCCUAGUCUCGACGGGAACUAGAAUAUAUUCAAUGCAAAGAUUUUUGAACUUUGGAUUUUAUAGCUGGCAACGAAAUCUCAAAAACAUUGUCGGAAACCGAAAUUAAAUACCAAUAAUCUCUUAAGCCCAUGACUUUCUAGUCCACGUGUUUAAAUUUCUUGUACAUUAUUAUUUUUGCUAAUUUGUAACUGUAUUUUUUCCUCGUUUUUUUUUUUCUAAUAUUAAGUUGUGUAUUUUUUAAUAUUACUUACGAAAUUUAAAAGACUUCUUUUUAAAAAAACACACCCACAAAAAUAAAUAUCCAACAAUAAAAACUAAACUAUAAAACAUAUUACAAAUUUAUUGCAUAUUUACAAAAUGAGCAAACAAAAACGCAUAAUUUAUACAUACUCUGUUUUUACAGAAGUAAAAACAAAACAAAUUAUGAAAUAAUUUUAAUAAAUAAUUAUUUUUUUUUUUUUUUCAUUUCUUUAGUUACGUUUACUAAACCGAAAUUAAGAAAUUAUAAAAUUUAAUUUUUGUAAUAAUCUAGAAACAAAUUGUAUUAAAAAUUUACAUGAAAAUUGGUUAUAGAACAUUUUAAACGCAAACUAUUUUGAUAAUUAUCUGGACCCUCAUGAUUGUAAAAUAUUUUAUUGUUAAAAUUAAUGAAAAAAUGCCAUAAAUGUCAGUUAAAUAAUAACAAUAAUAAUAUCGUCAGCAAUAUUCUAAAGAA